AUGACUAUUGGGCACAGUGCUACUGCUAGUGCUGGUAUCUUGCUUCUUGUGGCAGUUUCAAUCGUUCAGCAGGGUCACCACGUUAAUGCUACUCCAGGACCUGCGGUUGUCGACGAAACGUCACGAUGGACUCAAUGUCGACUCUCGAAUCAAUCCAUUUAUGAUUUCCAAGUUCAACAACUGGACGGCAAAUUUACCGAUCUUAGCAAGUAUCGUGGCCAAGUGCUUCUGAUCAUCAACGUUGCAACAUUUUGUGCGUUCACACAGCAAUAUCUCGACUUCAAUCCACUUAUCGAGCAAAACAAACGAACGACAUUCAAAAUUUUGGCUUUUCCAUGCAAUCAGUUUGCGUUGCAAGAGCCAUCUGAAAAUCAUGAGCUGCUCAAUGGCAUCCGAUAUGUGCGACCCGGGAAUGGCUGGAAGCCACACUCAAAUUUACAUAUUUUUGGAAAAUUGCAAGUGAACGGUGAGAACAAUCAUCCACUCUACGAAUUCGUUAAGGAUCAGUGUCCACAAACGGUGAAUCGAAUCGGAAAACGUGACGAACUAAUGUAUGAUCCGAUCCGACCGAGCGAUAUCACGUGGAAUUUCGAGAAAUUCUUAGUGGAUCGUCAGGGCAAAGUUCGAUUCAGGUUCCAUCCAACCGCGUGGAGUCAUGGCGAUGUUGUACAACCAUUCAUCCAACAACUCGCCAACGAACGAGCUCGUGCAUGA
Anisakis simplex (herring worm) is the source of this 714-nucleotide messenger RNA. The record is from the annotation of a GenBank genome assembly. NCBI's taxonomy places the organism in Eukaryota, Metazoa, Nematoda, Chromadorea, Rhabditida, Anisakidae.